Molecule: messenger RNA, 2622 nt
Organism: Lolium rigidum
Lineage: Eukaryota; Viridiplantae; Streptophyta; Magnoliopsida; Poales; Poaceae
Product: kinesin-like protein KIN-8A
Exons: 7
Coding region: 1-2292 (763 amino acids)
Biological process (GO): microtubule-based movement
Molecular function (GO): microtubule motor activity; ATP binding; microtubule binding
Source: RefSeq, a predicted model, not a curated record
AUGCCGGUCGCCACACGGUCGCAAGCCAGCGCCACCCGCGGCGGCGACCGCCCAUGGAGCUCGUCGGCGGCCCCGCGGCACGACGGCGGCGCGGCGCGGCGCCCGCCGCUCCUGGCCAACACGCACCACGACCUCAAGGAGAAGCUGCGCGACCUCAGCCUCAUGUACGAGCAGCAGGUCGCCUGCUCCCAGGGCGCCGCCGCCCUGCGCCGGAGCCGCAGCAUCCAGCCCGCCAGCGCCAGCGUCGCAGAGGGCAGGGACGACGAACAAGGGGAGCGCCACCGCCGCGGCCACGCCUUUGAGGAGGCCGCGGUGCUGAGGGAAAACAUAGCCCCUCCGGAGGCGCGAGCCCCUUCCAAGAACGACAACGUCGUCGUCUUCUCGCGCCCGCCGGCGGAGCCCAGGGAGAAGGAGAACGUGCCCCACGCCCCCAAUUUCAUGUCCUGCCCGGCCAAGAAGCCCAUGCCGGCUCUCCCGGCGCCGGCGGCGAGGAAGCUCUCGCUGGGAGGCGGCGUCGGCGGCAAGCUGAAGGCUAUAGGCGAGACGGGGGCUGGGAAUGCCGACGCGAUGGGGAGCCGGAUCCUGGUCUUCGUCAGGCUCCGCCCCAUGUCAAGGAAGGAGAAGGAGGCUGGAUCCAAGACCUGCGUCAAGAUCGUCAACAAGAAGGACGUCUACCUAACCGAGUUGGCCUCAGAGAACGACUACCUCCGCCUCAAGCGGGUGCGCGGCCGCCAUUUCUGCUUCGACGCCUCCUUUCCUGAUUCCACCACGCAAGCCGAAGUCUACAACACCUCAACAGCAGAUCUUGUGGAAGGUGUUCUGCAAGGGAGGAAUGGAACAGUAUUCUGCUAUGGAGCAACAGGGGCUGGGAAGACCUAUACCAUGCUCGGGACGAUAGAAAACCCUGGCGUAAUGGUGCUCGCCAUCAAGGAUUUGUUCUUGAAGGUGAGGCAGAGGAGCCAUGAUGGCAGCCACUCGAUUCAGCUGUCGUACCUCGAGGUCUACAAUGAGACAGUAAGGGACUUGCUGUCUCCUGGUAGACCCCUCCACCUGAGAGAAGAUAAGCAGCAGGGAACUGUUGCUGCUGGUCUUACACAAUAUAGAGCAUACUCUACAGAUGAAGUUAUGAAAUUACUUCAGCAAGGUAACCAGAAUAGAACAACUGAACCAACUAGAGUUAAUGAGACAUCAUCGCGCUCCCAUGCAAUACUGCAGGUUGUGGUGGAAUAUAGAUACAUGGAUGGACCUAGUGUUGUAACACGAGUCGGAAAGCUCUCACUCAUAGAUCUUGCUGGAUCAGAGAGAGCUCUAGCAACUGACCAACGCUCACAGAGGUCGCUUGAAGGAGCUAACAUAAAUCGCUCUCUCCUUGCACUCAGCAGUUGCAUCAAUGCUCUUGUGGAGGGGAAGAAGCAUGUACCAUAUCGCAAUUCCAAGCUAACUCAGCUACUCAAGGAUUCCCUCGGGGGGUCCUGCAACACUGUGAUGAUUGCAAACAUCAGCCCCUCGAAUCUUUCCUUUGGUGAGACACAGAACACUCUUCAUUGGGCUGACCGUGCCAAGGAGAUAAAAACCAAGGCAGUGACUGCUGGGAACGAGGAGAUAUUCAAGGCAUCUGAUUCUGAUACUGAGCAGGCAAAGCUAGUCCUGGAGCUCCAGAAGGAGAAUAGUGAGCUGAGGCAGCAGGUGGUUAAGCAGCAACAGAAGCUACUGACUGUUCAGGCUCAGUCACUUGCUCCCAACACCACACCACAACAAUCUGCCGCCCCCUCAUCUCAUGUCACCACGCCCUGCUCAACACAGAGAAAGGCAAAACGGUCUAUCUUAGACGGGAGCUGUUUCAGCACACCAAAUGCUAAGAGGCCAGCAGACAAUGCACAGGUCCGAGAUCUGCAGAGAAAGGUGAAGACCCUGGAGGCCGAGAUCGAGAAGAUGAAGAAGGAACACUAUCUGCAGCUCAAGCAGAAGGACGAGUUCAUCCGUGGUCUGAUCAACAGGAAGAACCCAAAUGACCCUGAAGCAGCAACAGCUGAGAGAAGAGUGAUCACAAGGGCAAGCAUACGGAAGGCCCACAAAGAUGCAGCAGCUGCAGGCGAGUUGAAGAGCCCAAGCCACCGGUUCACGUCGCCUACGCCAACUGCUAAGAAGCGUACCUUCUGGGACUUUGGAGGCGAUAGCCCUUCAGUUCUUGCUGUCAAUGGAAGGAAGACUCGGAGCCAUGUAGCAGCUGAGACUCCACCGAGGGCACCUUCAAUGCUACUUCAGCCGGGAUUCUCGCGUCAAAGAGCCUAGCACUGAGAUCGCUAGGAUGCUCAAGAGAUGACUGCAUACAGCGGAUAGAGAUGUUCAUAUCUUGAUUUUUUCGUUCGCUAUGGUAAUGGCAGUUUGUCAUUUCCAUGUAUUUAUUGAUUAAAUUCAGUUUGCCUCGGCUAACUGAACCAGCAUAGAGUAUUAGCACCUAAGUCCAUUUAAAUUAUUGGACAUGAGCUGACUUAUUUGUAGAGUCACAAUCUUUCCUUUUACUGAAGUUCAAUAUUUUCCAUUUGAAAUUUUGGCAAAACCUGGCAAUCUUACCCUUGCUUUAAGGGAAAUAUGAAGAAUCUUGUGAAAGCUGAAGGUGUA